GUCUGUGAGGCGCGUAAUGGCGGCGGGUGGCUGGAGCUGGUUCCGCGCCUUGGCGCUCGGCGUCUCCUUCCUCAAGUGCCUCCUCAUCCCCACGUAUCAUUCCACAGACUUUGAAGUGCACCGGAACUGGUUGGCCAUCACGCACAACUUGCCUCUGUCUCGUUGGUACUAUGAAGCAACUUCAGAAUGGACCCUGGAUUAUCCACCUUUUUUUGCUUGGUUUGAAUAUGCAUUGUCACAUAUUGCCAAGUACUUUGACCCGAAGAUGUUGGUUAUUGGAAAUCUGAAUUACACCAGUCCUGCAACCAUCUUCUUCCAAAGAUUUUCUGUCAUCUUCACAGAUGUUCUCUUCAUAUAUGCAGUUCGUGAAUGCUGCAGAUGUGUGAAUGGGAAGCGAGCUGCAAAGGAUAUUCUGGAAAAACCAACCUUUAUUCUCGCUGUUCUGCUCUUGUGGAACUUUGGGCUGUUAAUUGUGGAUCACAUUCACUUUCAGUACAAUGGCUUUCUGUUUGGCCUGAUGCUUCUCUCUGUUGCCCGACUGUGUCAGAGGAGAUAUCUGGAAGGUGCUCUUCUUUUUGCUGUUCUUCUGCAUUUCAAACACAUCUACUUAUACGUGGCCCCAGCUUAUGGCGUUUAUCUGCUGCGCUCCUAUUGUUUUACUGCAAGUAAUGCAGAUGGAUCUGUGAAGUGGAGGAGUUUCAGCUUUCUUCGUAUAACCCUUCUGGCAUUGAUUGUCUGCCUUGUUUCUGCCGUUUCAUUGGGCCCCUUCAUAGUAUUGGGCCAGCUGCCUCAAGUGGUUUCACGCCUCUUUCCUUUCAAGCGAGGCCUGUGCCAUGCUUAUUGGGCCCCGAACUUCUGGGCUCUGUACAGUGCUGUGGAUAAAGCACUCACACUUGUUGGCUUGAAGUAUAACUUUCUCGAUCCCACAAAAAUUCCUAAAGCCUCGAUGACAGGAGGGCUGGUUCAAGAAUUUCAGCACACUGUCCUUCCUUCUGUGACUCCACUGGCAACAUUAAUCUGUACUUUCAUAUCGAUAUUGCCCUCUGUUUUCUGUCUUUGGUUUAAACCUCAAGGGCCCAGAGGCUUUCUUCAGUGCCUUGUUCUCUGUGCAUUGAGCUCCUUCAUGUUUGGCUGGCACGUGCAUGAAAAAGCAAUACUCCUUGCUAUUCUGCCUUUAAGCUUGCUGUCUGUUCAGAGAGCGAAGGAUGCUGGCAUCUACUUGAUUCUAACAACCACAGGGCAUUUCUCACUUUUUCCAUUGCUGUUCACAGCACCAGAACUUCCAAUUAAAAUACUGCUUAUGCUGCUGUUCAGCGUUUAUAGCUUCUCUUCACUGAAAUCGCUGUACAGGAGGGAGAAGCCUCUCCUGAACUGGCUCGAAACAAUCUACCUCAUCCAUCUGGUGCCUUUGGAAAUCUUCUGUGAAAUUGUAUUUCCUCUGACCCCCUGGAAACCGCGGUUUCCUUUUGUCCCCCUGUUGCUGACCUCUGUUUACUGUGCUCUGGGCAUCACGUACGUGUGGCUGAAACUUUAUGUCUCCGUCUUAUCUGAAAGAACUUCUAUUAGACAGAAGGCUGAGUAACGUCACGUUGGUGGGAGCCAUCCCAGCUUGUCCCUUUGAGAUGAUCAAGCACUGUGAGGGGUUGUCGUAAGGACAUCUGCUGUCUUGCUGGCUGAAUGUGUAUUGUCUCCAUCAGGGAAGUUUCUCCCAACGCUUCUGUACUGUCCAACUGCGAUACCUCUGCUUGGAAUCACUCAUCACAGCGAGAUGCAGCAUCAUGCAAAGAACUUUGUAUUUGUACUGACUGCGAGAGGUCCAGACUUCUGCCCUGGGCAAAACCUGCCCGCCUUUCACAUUACUCUUUGUAAUUUGCCAUUCUAUUUUUGUUAACAUACAGAAGAUCAUUGCUGCGUAGAGGUGAGCAUUGUCACAGCAUACUGCACAAUGUGUAAAUAAAAACUUGGUAUUUUUAUUCCGA
This is a messenger RNA of Centrocercus urophasianus (Greater sage-grouse), 1979 nucleotides long. It is a transcript of the gene ALG8, whose product is annotated as ALG8 alpha-1,3-glucosyltransferase. The coding region runs from base 17 to 1582 and encodes 521 amino acids. Gene Ontology annotation, biological process: protein N-linked glycosylation. Gene Ontology annotation, molecular function: dolichyl pyrophosphate Glc1Man9GlcNAc2 alpha-1,3-glucosyltransferase activity. The transcript is spliced from 13 exons. The record is from RefSeq and is a predicted model, not a curated record. Gene Ontology annotation, cellular component: endoplasmic reticulum membrane. Lineage: Eukaryota; Metazoa; Chordata; Aves; Galliformes; Phasianidae.